Phaeoacremonium minimum UCRPA7 is the source of this 1788-nucleotide messenger RNA. RefSeq names its product putative bifunctional purine biosynthesis protein ade17 protein. Gene Ontology annotation, molecular function: IMP cyclohydrolase activity; phosphoribosylaminoimidazolecarboxamide formyltransferase activity. Lineage: Eukaryota; Fungi; Ascomycota; Sordariomycetes; Togniniales; Togniniaceae. The coding region runs from base 1 to 1788 and encodes 595 amino acids. Gene Ontology annotation, biological process: 'de novo' IMP biosynthetic process. Gene Ontology annotation, cellular component: cytosol. The record is from RefSeq and is a predicted model, not a curated record. The transcript is spliced from 3 exons.
AUGUCUGCCAGUCAGCGAAUUGCCAUCGUCUCUGUUUACGACAAGACUGGCUUGUUGGACCUCGCCAAGGGCCUGGUGCAGAACAAUGUGCGCAUUCUGGCUUCAGGAGGCACGGCCAAGAUGAUCCGGGAGUCUGGCUUCCCAGUCGAGGAUAUCUCGGCCAUCACAAAAGCCCCGGAGAUGCUCGCCGGUAGGGUCAAGACCCUCCACCCGGCCGUGCACGCGGGUAUCCUGGCCCGUAACCUCGCCUCCGAUGAGAAGGAUCUUGCCGAGCAAAACAUCGACAAGGUUGACUACGUCAUUUGCAACCUGUACCCCUUCAAAGACACAGUUGCCAAGAUCAAUGUCACUGUUCCUGAGGCUGUCGAGGAGAUUGAUAUCGGUGGUGUUACUCUGAUCCGAGCGGCUGCAAAGAACCACUCCCGUGUCACCAUCCUCAGCGACCCCAACGACUACGCCGAAUUUCUGAAAGAGCUGGAGGCUGGCGAGGUCAAGGAGUCAAGCCGUAAACUGUAUGCGCUCAAGGCCUUCGAGCACACGGCCGACUACGAUGCCGCCAUCGCAGACUUCUUCCGCAAGCAGUAUGCUACCGAUGGUGUACAGUAUCUGCCCCUCAGAUACGGAGCCAACCCACACCAGAAGCCCGCCGCAGCGUUCGUCAAGGAGGGCAAGCUGCCUUUCAAGGUUCUUGGCGGUUCCCCUGGCUAUAUCAACCUUCUAGACGCCCUGAACAGCUGGCCGCUGGUCAAGGAGCUGAAGAACGCGCUCGGCAAGCCCGCCGCUGCAAGCUUCAAGCACGUCUCACCCGCAGGAGCAGCCAUUGGCACCCCGCUUAGUGCUGAGGAACGAAAGGUCUACUUCGUCGAUGACAUCCAGGGCAUCGAGACUUCUGGUCUUGCUCAGGCCUAUGCCCGUGCCCGUGGUGCCGACCGCAUGAGCAGCUUUGGCGACAUGAUUGCUCUGAGCGAUAUCGUUGAUGUUCCUACAGCGAGCAUCAUCUCCAAGGAGGUGUCCGAUGGUGUCAUCGCCCCUGGCUACGAGGAUGCUGCGCUUGAGAUUCUGAGAAAGAAGAAGGGCGGCAGAUACCUGGUCCUCCAGAUGGACCCCGAGUACGAACCUAGCAAGAAGGAGUCCAGGACAGUCUACGGAAUCAACCUCAGCCAAGGCCGUAACGAUGUCGAGAUCUCACCGAAGUCUUUCAGCACCGUCAUCACCCCUAAGGACGGUGGCCCGCUGCCGGAGACCGCUCUGAGAGAUCUCACAGUCGCAACAAUCGCGCUGAAGUACACCCAGAGUAACUCUGUGUGCUACGCAGCAAACGGUCAGGUCAUCGGCCUCGGUGCCGGCCAGCAGUCCCGCAUCCACUGCACGAGACUGGCUGGUGACAAGGCCGACAACUGGUGGCUUCGGUUCCAUCCCCGGGUCCUGGGCAUUAAGUGGAAGAAGGGCACCAAGCGCCCGGACAAGAGUAAUGCCAUCGACCUGCUUGUUAGCGGCCAGCUUCCCAAGGAUGGUGCAGAGAGAGAGGCUUUCGAGGCAACUUUCGAGGAGGUUCCCGCGGCAUUCACCCCUGAAGAGCGUGAGGAGUGGCUCAACAAGCUGACCGACGUCGCUGUGUCAAGUGACGCUUUCUUCCCCUUCAUUGAUAAUGUCUUCCGUGCCAGCCGGUCCGGAGCCAAGUACAUCGCGGCUCCAGGAGGUAGCCAGAACGACCAGCCGGUCUUUGAGACCGCUGAGAAGCUGGGUAUCACGUUCGUUGAGCAGAACAUCCGCCUCUUCCACCACUAA